Molecule: messenger RNA, 1203 nt
Organism: Brienomyrus brachyistius
Lineage: Eukaryota; Metazoa; Chordata; Actinopteri; Osteoglossiformes; Mormyridae
Exons: 8
Coding region: 197-1138 (313 amino acids)
Molecular function (GO): dioxygenase activity
Source: RefSeq, a predicted model, not a curated record
AUAUUACGCAAUGAAUUCCAGUUCAGAAUAGACCACCUGUAGUCUGAUUUCGAUAAGGACUUUAGGUUAAAGUUCCUUUAAACAGUAAGGUUUUUAAACGCUGUUUCGAGUUUGCCAUUAGGCUAUUACUACGCAUACGAAGACGGUUGGUGCUGUUUUUCGUAAAAGUACGGGAAAGACCAUAAAGGACACCGACAUGGAGAUCCCCGUGCUUGAUUUCGAAGUGUGUCGUCUCGGUGAAAAUGUGACGGAUGAGAAGCUGACGGAGCUGAGCCGGGACCUGCGCACAGCUUUCACUGAUGUUGGGUUUGUGUACCUGAAGAACACUGGCAUAGCCCAAGACGAGGUCGAUGAGAUUAUGGAAAUAUCGAAAAAAUUCUUUCUCCUCCCGACUGAAGCUAAAGCCCCUUUUAGCAGAACGAAGAACACCGAUGUCCACGGCUGGAUGGGCCCCGGGAUUGAGAGGUUAAAUCCUAGUAGACCGGGAGGCUUAAAGGAGUCCUUCAACAUCACCUUUCUGCAGCCUGAUGCUGGCUGGCCUGCAGAGGAGGUGGUACCAGGUUUCCGCCAGACUAUUGAGUCAUUCUUCAUGCGGUGUAAAGAUCUGUCCCUCCGCGUGCUCAGAGUCAUGGCCUUGAGUCUGGACAUUGACGUGGACAUCUUUGUCAACUCGCACAAGAGCAUAGGGAGCGAUUUGAAUAAGAGUACCCUGCGGAUCCUGUACUACCCCCCAGUGAGACAUGAGAUGGUGAAAGAGAGGCAGCUGCGGUGUGGGGAGCACUCUGACUACGGCAGCAUCUCCAUGCUGUUCCAGGACAGCAAAGGAGGCCUGCAGGUGAUGAAUAGGUCUGGGGAGUACGUAGAUGCACCUGCCAUUCCUGGCACAGUUCUGAUCAACAUCGCAGACUUGAUGCAGAGAUGGACAAGCGACGUUUUCAUAUCAGUGAAUCACAGGGUUUUGCUGCCCCCUCCUGGUGAUAUGAGUAUCAGACAGUCUGUGGCUUUCUUUGCGCAUCCAGAUGAUGACGUCACCAUAACUUGUUGCGAUGGAUCAAACAAAUAUCCUCCAGUGAAGUCGUGGGCCUACAGUUUGGAACGCGUUAAUGACUCAUAUGGGAAAAUGGAGACAACUUCUUGAAGUGCUCUGUUUAAAAAUUCAAGUGUUCCUAUUAGUACUUUUUCCUUGUAAGAAUCACUUUGAUU